This is a messenger RNA of Camellia sinensis, 2777 nucleotides long. RefSeq names its product G-type lectin S-receptor-like serine/threonine-protein kinase At4g27290. NCBI's taxonomy places the organism in Eukaryota, Viridiplantae, Streptophyta, Magnoliopsida, Ericales, Theaceae. Gene Ontology annotation, molecular function: ATP binding; protein serine/threonine kinase activity. Gene Ontology annotation, cellular component: plasma membrane. The record is from RefSeq and is a predicted model, not a curated record. Gene Ontology annotation, biological process: recognition of pollen; protein phosphorylation.
UAAUCAAAUCUUAUUUCUACCAUUGAAUCAAAUGAAUUAAACAACAAUAUCGGUUGUGGUGUUCAUUUUUCAGACUGCACAUAUACACUAAUACAACCUAUUUUAAAUAUAUAGAAGUAACAUUUGACUGUAAUUUAACCUUUCCAAUACUGAUACUAAUGCCCAACAUGUCUAACAUUCUUCAGAAGUCUCUUCUUUUGUCUUGAGAAAGCAAUGGAGAGCCAAGCUUUCUUCAUCUUCUUCUUCUCCUCCUUUGCUUCACUACUUUCCUCAACCUUCUUGAAAUUCUCCAUUGCAGGUGAUACCUUAGCUUCAAACCAAUCCCUCCGGGAUGGCGACACUUUAGUUUCCACCAGCCAAAGAUUUGAGCUCGGCUUCUUCUCUCCCGGCAGCUCCAAAUUCCGGUACUUGGGAAUAUGGUACAAAGCCACCCCAGAUAUAGUUGUGUGGGUCGCCAAUCGACACAAUCCAAUAACAGGUUUACAAGGAGUCUUGACUAUCAGUGGUAAUAGAUCACUGGUUCUUCUCAAUGGAACACAGAGCAUUGUCUGGUCAUCUAACCUAUCAAGAGUCGAAGAAAGUCCAGUGGCACAGCUCUUAGAUUCUGGAAAUCUUGUUCUGUUUGGCAAGACAGAAACAUAUUCAGAUAGUUUCCUAUGGCAGAGCUUUGAUUUCCCGUGCAAUAUGCGGAUACCUGACCUGAAGAUGGGAGAGAACAACAGAACAAGUCUAGAUCAGUACUUGACAUCAUGGAAAAGCGCUGACGAUCCAUCUCCGGGAGAGUUUACUUACAGAGUUGAUAAUCAUGGGUUGCCUCAACUAGUACUUAGAAUGGGAUCAAUAAAAAAGUACCGGACCUGGGUAAAACUCACAUUCAUUAAUCUUCCCUUGUACAACAAUCCGGCAUUUAAAACAACGUUGGAGUUCAACAACAAUAGAUUGAUAUAUAUCUAUGAACCAUACAACAGCUCUGUCUUUACAAGAUUAACACUAAACGAGUCGGGGGUGCUUCAACGCUAUAUACUGAACAAAAAGAACACUUGGGAUCUUAUGUUCACGGUUCCACGUGAUCUGUGUGACAGUUAUGGAUAUUGUGGUCCUAAUGGUAUUUGCAGAAUCUACAAAUCACCGUUGUGCGAGUGUUUGAAGGGGUUCAUUCCAAAUUCCCAACAAGAAUGGGAUGUUCUUGAUUGGUCCAGUGGAUGCGUAAGAAGUGUGCCAUUAGAUUGCCAGAAUGGAGAAGGGUUUGUGAAGGUUGUACAGGUCAAGUUGCCUGACCUGUUGGAGUUUCGGUUAAACAUAGGUAUGAGCAUCAAGGAAUGUGAGGAGGAGUGUUUGAAGAACUGUUCUUGUAUAGCUUAUGCUAAUUCAAACAUUAGUGGAGGUGGCAGUGGUUGUUUGAUGUGGUUUGGGGAUCUGAUUGAUAUCCGGGAGAGCUUCCAAGACAAUAGUGAGCAAGAUAUCUACAUACGCUUGCCAGCUUCAGCAAUAGAUUCAAUUCAUGAUUCAAAUAAUAAGAAAAGACUUGUGAAGAUCCUACUGCUAUCAGCAACUUUAGGAAUACUUACCUUGGGCACAGUAUGUGGCUGCAUAAUAAUGAAGGUAAAAGCAAAGAGAAGAGCUCUAAACGGGAAGAAAGAAAGCUUGGAAUUACCUUUAUUUGAUUUCACAACUAUUGCUGCUGCUACAAGCAACUUCUCCGAUGCAAAUAUGAUUGGAGAAGGUGGCUUUGGUCCUGUUUAUAAGGGCAAAUUGUCCACAGAACAAGAAAUAGCAGUGAAAAGGCUGUCAAAAGGUUCGGGACAAGGUCUAGAAGAGUUCAAGAAUGAAGUUACCUCAAUUGCCAAACUUCAACAUAGGAACCUUGUCAGGCUUCUUGGAUGCUGCAUUCAAGGAGAAGAAAGGAUGCUGAUCUAUGAGUACAUGUGCAACAAAAGUUUAAAUUAUUUUAUUUAUGACCAGAAUAGAAGUACAUUACUGGCUUGGCAAAAGAGGUUUGACAUUGUUAUGGGGAUUGCACGGGGACUUCUAUAUCUCCACCAAGAUUCUAGAUUAAGAAUAAUUCACAGGGAUCUCAAAGCAAGCAAUAUUCUGCUAGAUAAUGAUCUGAUUCCAAAAAUUUCAGAUUUUGGCUUGGCAAGAAUUUUUGAAGGAGAACAAAUUUGUGCAAAAACAAAAAGAGUCAUUGGAACAUAUGGCUAUAUGUCUCCAGAGUACGCAAUUGACGGGAAAUUCUCUGUGAAAUCUGAUGUAUUCAGUUUGGGUGUGCUUUUGCUAGAAAUAGUGAGUGGCAAAAGGAACAGAGGUUUUCAUCAUCCUGAUCACCACCACAAUCUUCUAGGGCAUGCAUGGUUGCUGUGGAAUGAAGACAGGGCUUUGGAACUAAUGGAUGCAUGUUUGAAGGAUUCAUGUGUGGAAUCUCAAGUACAGAGAUGUAUUCAAGUGGGCCUAUUAUGUGUUCAGAAACUCCCACAAGACAGGCCGGCAAUGUCAUCUGUAGUGUUCAUGUUGGGAAAUGAGGAAGCAAUAUUGCCUCAGCCUAAACAACCUGGUUUCUUCAUUGAAAGAAGUUCCAUUGAUGCAGAUACUGCAACAAGAAGUGAAGAAUUUUAUAGGAAUGGUGAAGUACCCAUAACAAUAUUGGAUGCUAGAUAGAGUAUUCAUCACAGUUGUUAAUAUGAUUUUAGAAAUAGAUGUUAUUUCAACUUCAGUAUUUUUGUAGACUUCAUUUUAUUUCUUAAAACCACGGAGCUCAAAAGUCUUAAAUUUUCUAUUUA